ACUAUGAAGGAUCGGCUGAGAUUUGAUAGAAAUAUAUUUGCGGAAGUGGUACAGCGGGCGCUGCAUGGCGGACUCGAAAUGCAUGGCAUAGCACAAAGGUGCAUUGGAUGACGGAAACGCACAGCAUCAUGUCCAUAUCGAAGUUGCGCAGCCGGCCAGCAAUUCUGAAGCGGCAGGAACAUGUAAGAAGCCCCAAUGGAGGCGGUGGCAGUGGUGUUAGUCGAACUAACAUUGCUGAUGCACACAAAACUGCCAAAUCAAUAACACCCGCUGCGAUCACAAAACAACUGAAUACUGCACCAACGAAUGCGGCUGCUGUGACAACUGCACACACUCUAAUGGUGAAGCAGCAACAACAAAGUCAACUUCCACAAGCCACACAAACCUAUAUACCUCAAACAUCACUGCUGAAAAUUGAACCAUUUGUUCCUAGUCUUACUACACGGCUGCGGCAUCCAUUUGGACGCUCUUAUACUACACUAAGCACCACAACCCCGAAAGCUGCAACAGCCAGUAGCAACAACAAUCAUAAACGUAAAAUACCAGCCAACACAAAUGCUGCUACCGCACUCAAUUCGCCACUGUUGGGGGCAGCAAUUGAUAGCAACCACGUCAAAGCGAACGCCACAACUACGCGCGCAACACUCGCUGUCCAUCUGCGACGCAAUCCUGUUCGGGCAAUAGUCACGCGCCAACGUUCCAAAUCCACCUCCGCCACGAAUCAACGACCACCAAAAUAUCGAAAUUUAUCACCGAAUAUGUUAUUGAAUAGCCAACACAUCGCGGCAACGCAUAGUGCGAGCGCUGUUGCUGGUGCUGAUGCCGCAGGUGAUGGCGGUCCUAGUGUUAAUAGCAGCGCCAGCGGAAAUUCCAAUGCAGCUAUUGUUACAUUGCAGCCAAAUGGUAUUUGCCGUAUAACUCGUUCCUCACAAGAGCGCGAAAAGCAACCGGAUCGAAUUAAUUAUGAUCGACGUGGGCUCAGUGCGAUACCGAUAUUUGAGCAUGAAACACAGCUGCGUCUGCUGUCGCUACAACAUAAUCUCAUCAAUAUUUUUCAAAUACCAAAAGAAGAGCCUCCGUCACCACCACCACCACCGCUGGUCACUUCAGUACCCACGAUAGCACCAACAGACGUUCAAUCUGAGUUUGGUAGAAGCAAACAAAAUGCGCUCAUUCUAGCUAAUGACCUAAAUUUAGCGAAACCACUACGACGCCAAAGUGAGCGUGUUGGUGCCGGAAAGAUAGACCGGUCUGCUAACGGUGUCAAUGUACGCUUGACGCUUGCUUUGGCAUCAACAAAUGCACGUCAAUUGAAUAGCAACACCGUAACGCCGCCACCACCGGCCCCACCGCCUUCUCCGCUGGGACAGAUAGAACCACUGCCACGUCCUCCGCCUCCUCAUCUUUACCAACAACUGCUGCAGCAACGUCUAACUACCGGUGCAAGUAAUAAUUUGAUUAAAAAUUUGCAGUAUAAUGCGCCAUUGCUGCCGCUGGUACGUCAGCCGAUGCCUUGUCGUUUUGCACUUAAACGCUCCAAAAGUUUUAUCACUAACAUACCACGCCAUCUGAGCAUCAUUCAGCAAAAUUUGCUGAAAACGCAAAUAGCGCGUGUUAAACUCAGCACGACAGGUGCAGAAGCGCGGCUAAAAAGUUUCGAUUCGAACACCAGCGCGCUAACCAACAUUACAGAGUCGUCUUCAUCUACUUUGGAAAUUUCGACUACAAAUACAAUUGUCACCAAUAAAACGAGCAACUCUGAUGGCUCAACUUUUGCUGUGAGCGAGCUCGAAGAAGACAAUCCUCUACAACAACUGACUGUUAAGAAUAGACAACUUGUUGCUUCUUAUGGCAUGAUUUUUCAAGAUCUAGUCUUUCUCGACCUCUACGACAAUCAAAUCGAACGCAUAGGCAACUUGGACGGCUUGCCUAUGCUCUCCGUGCUGUUGCUGGGUAAAAACCGUUUGACCGACAUCGGUGGACUCAGCUCAGUGAGGCAAACGCUUCGUGUACUCGAUCUGCAUGGCAAUAAAAUCGCCAACAUCGCUAAUAAACUCAAUUGUCUUCAAGAGCUCAAGUCUCUCAAUUUGGCUGGCAAUUUAUUGCGGCAAAUAGGACCAAACGAUUUUAGUGGCCUGGGGCAGUUACGAGAGCUAAAUUUGAAGCGCAAUAAAAUCAAGCGCAUUAGUGGUUUUGAACAUCUCGUAGCAUUGGAGCGGCUGUGGCUCUGUCACAAUGAGCUGCAUCGCGUGGACGAUAUGGCUUCCAUUGCCAGGGCAACCAAUUUACUUGAGAUAGCCAUCGAGAAUAAUCCCGUUUCUCUGGCAGGUGACUGUGUCUCAUUUCUUGUCAGCCAUUUGCCGCGCCUGCAAUCGCUCAGUCAGAUGCCCAUUACCGAGCAGGUACGUUGUGCCGCUAUGUCUUGGAGACGUAAUAAAGAGAUUUCGGACACGCAUUAUGCACACCUCUCGCCUGACGCCUAUCAGAGCAUUAAACGAGAGGAGGUAAUCUCGAAUGCACGCACAAAUUGGGAGUUGUUAAGGUCACAAAAGUCGUUGCAACAGCACAGUUUUACACAAAAACAUACACAGCAACGACUGACGCAAGCAUACCCAGCAGCGCCACGCAUCGCAAUACCCACCGAAUUGGCCUGCAUAAACGAAUCCACUGAGGUGGCAGGAAAUACCACAGAAGAGGGUGGGUUGCUCGUGGCUGAAUUUGUGUCAGAAUUAGAAGAAUUUAUUAAGGUGCCGCCCAUACAGCCGCAGCAACAAAAGCACCCAGAACCACAACAACAACAUGAACUGCAACAGACACUGCGACAGCCACAAAAACCAGAGCAGACUACGUCAACGCCUACAACAACAAAACCUAAUGCACAGCAGCCACAUAAUUUAAGCAGCAAUGCCAAAUGCAAUAAAAACAAAAACAAUAAUGUUGAAAAUAGCAACAACAGCAGCAACAGCGCACGUAACUCCGGCUCAUCAGUGUCUAGUUUAGGCCCGAAUAUUCAAUCCUCUUCUAGUUGCUUUAGUUCCGACAACGAGGACUCCACUGAGUUACGCCAACGCGCCACACGCAUUCACAAACGCCAAAAGGCAGCGGGGCAACAACAGCGACGGAGUGGGACGAAUGAAUUUGGGAUUGAAAAUUCUGUAGUAAAAGAAAAGAGUAGUUCGGCGCAAAACGCAAAAUCUACCAAUAGUGACGCUGAAAUGGCUAUCAAAGCCAAUAACGAAGCUGAGAGGGACGAACAAAGAUCUAACAUAACCACUAGCACUGUGACCACUGGGUCAGAAUUGGAGGCAAAUAGAAUAACCACAAAGUAUGCCAAUGCAAUGAGCCCCGACAUAGUCAAUUUGUCGACACAACAGGCAUCACAAGCAAACGUAAAAGAAAAUAUUACAGUAAAGGCUUUGGAGUCUGUCAGUCAGGUGGACAAUAACUCAUCAAUACUGACGCCGAACCGCAAUUCUAAUGCCAGCAAAACAACAUUGGCACAACAAAAAGUGGCUACCACAACAGCCAUAAUUGGAAGUACCCCCACAGCGCAAAUUACAAGCCGAGGUAGCUCACUAAGUCUGGGAUUUAAAGAGCACCUGUGUAUGCCUGUGCAGGCGCCACAACAAACAACCAGCAGUGGCAAUGGCGGACCAACAGGACAUGCAAGAGCGGCAACGCGCACAGUGUGUCGUCGUCUAAUGAGGUCACAGACAAUUGUGGGCGCCAGCGGUGUUGGCACAAAUAACUGCUCACCAGCCGCAGCCAUUAACGGAAAUGAAGUGUGCAGCGGUAAGCGCACAGCAAACACAAGCAGCGGCAGCAACAACAAAAGCAACAACAAUAAUGGUAAAGCGAUAGCAAAUGCCACGUUGACGCCGUGCAACGGUCAAGCGCCAACAAAGCCAACUGUCACCUGCAUAGUGGCGCCUACACCACUCAGCGCAGCGAACAACUCGCUGUUAGGCGGCCCACGCGCUUCGACUGCUGGCAAGGGGGAACGAGAGGUGCGCGAACGCGAACGCGAACAGGGCGGUGACUAUCUCAUCGAGAUUUGUGGCCGCUACCUGAACGUGUACGGCCAGGGCGCAUUGCGCUAUAUCGACAAACAGUGGAAUGCAACGAAAGCGCAAGAUGUGCAUACCUUGAAUUUUAGCUACAUCAAUUUCAACAAUAUCGCCUCUACAAUAUUGGCGCGCGUCAAGUCGCGAUUUCCAAAUGUUGAAAAUUUUGUAUUUCGUGAAACGAACAUCGAAUAUAUUGGCCAGCUGAACGCAUUGGCCGAACUGCAAGGCAUUAGUUCGCUCACCAUCGAUCCGGAGGGAAAUGCAAUUACCACAAAGGAUUUGUGGCGUGAAUAUGCCAUUUAUCGACUGUCACACUGGGGGCUUAAGCUGAUCAAUGGUGUCACGGUCACGGAGGCAGAAAUCGAGACAUCGAAUGAAUUGUAUGAAGGUCUAUCCGAUUUAGUGCUGUGGGCGAUGCCGGCGACGAUGCUGCAACCAUUGUUGGCGCGUUUACGGUUAGACGAAACAUGUACGGCCAGUAAAAUGUCGCCUAAAGAGUGGCUAAUGAAGCCGGAAAACAAAUCAUUGCGCCUAGUCGUUGGCAAGGAGGCGCUGCAAUGGAAAAAGCCAACACCUACUAAUGGCACUAACAACAAUGGCAACGUCGCGAAUACUAGUGGGCACCACCAACAGCCAAUGCAUUAUGCCGUUAAAGAGGCCAGUGUAGUCGUGGGCGUCAAUCCCAACACCAACUUCAAUGCGCUUAGUAUGCGCGAACGGGGCCGCUUGCACUUUGCCACCAUGCUCGAGAACACUGUGAACGCGAUGGAGAAAAUGCGUAUGCUGGAAUCGCUGUGGUCAAGUAUGCUGCUGGAUAUCGUGCGGAAUGCACUACUCGAUUACUCGCAUCUCGACGAAUAUUUGCGCAAUGAAAUGGAGGAAAUCAUGAAGUAACAACACCAAACAUGGGUGCCGCUUUGAUGGGGAGAGUGAACGAAGCGAAGUCGCCUGUGGCCAAAGGCACUAUUUACGCGCGGGAGUAUCUACAUAACUAUGCGCCUGCCGGAGAAAUUAUUGACGUCUCUGAGGACGGGAUUUGUGUUCAAUUCGAUGGGAGUCGCCACCGUCAGUAUACGAUAGUGCAAUAAAUUUAGUGA
This is a messenger RNA of Anastrepha obliqua, 5164 nucleotides long. RefSeq lists its product as uncharacterized. The transcript has a single exon. Bases 108 to 4961 code for a protein of 1617 amino acids. Gene Ontology annotation, molecular function: protein binding. NCBI's taxonomy places the organism in Eukaryota, Metazoa, Arthropoda, Insecta, Diptera, Tephritidae. The record is from RefSeq and is a predicted model, not a curated record.